Molecule: messenger RNA, 1239 nt
Organism: Aureobasidium pullulans EXF-150
Lineage: Eukaryota; Fungi; Ascomycota; Dothideomycetes; Dothideales; Saccotheciaceae
Product: ribonuclease-like protein T2
Exons: 2
Coding region: 1-1239 (412 amino acids)
Biological process (GO): RNA catabolic process
Cellular component (GO): extracellular region
Molecular function (GO): RNA binding; ribonuclease T2 activity
Source: RefSeq, a predicted model, not a curated record
AUGCCUACUCGCCUCCCGUCCGUCAAGUCAAUGCUCCUCAAUGGCGGCCAGAUAGUGCUGGGUGCCCAGUCCUACUUUGGCGGCCUCGACGUCGGCAACGCACCUUCCUGUGCCAACCCGCAAUUGAGCUGCCACAACCAGACAGCCAUCGAGGAUUUGUGCUGCUUCAACUAUCCAGGUGGUCAGAUGUUGCAGACUCAGUUCUGGGACACCAAUCCACCUACCGGGCCUGAGGAUGCCUGGACCAUCCAUGGCCUAUGGCCCGACCGCUGCGACGGCAGUUAUGAAGCCAAUUGCGACGACAAACGUGCCUACCAUAACAUCAGAGACAUCCUCGAGUCCUUUGGAGCUACCGACCUCCUGUCUAACAUGACAACCUACUGGAAAGACUACAAAGGCCAAGACGAAAAUCUCUGGAUGCACGAGUGGGCCAAGCACGGCACCUGCGUCUCUACACUCAACCCGUCAUGCUACAGCUCCUCAUACCGCCCCAAGGAAGAGGUCGUCGACUACUUCGCCGCUGCCGUAUCACUUUACCAACAACGCCCCACCUACGAAUGGUUGAUGGACGCUGGUAUCGAGCCCAGUACCUCAAAGUCAUACACCAGAGCCGAGAUACAGGAUGCCCUCGAGUCUAGGCAUGGCAAGCCCGUCACUCUUGGUUGCAAGGGCGGCAAAUUCGAUGAAGUCUGGUACCAUUUCGAAGUGAGAGGCAGUGUCCAGACUGGCGAAUUCGUGGCUGCAGAUCCUGAUGGCGGUAAGAGCACCUGCCCAUACAGCGGUAUCCGCUAUCCCCCAAAGGGAAAGAGCGUUCCGGCCCCAACUGCCUCGCAUACACGCACCCGCACUCAUGUCCCUGAGCCUACUGGUCCUCCCUUCAGCGGCACAGGCCAUCUCAAGGUACUGACGCAAGGCAAGAACAAUGGCAUUGUUAUCGGCAUUGGCAAAUGGUAUCAGCAAGGUACCCCUGCUAAAUUCCGUGCUACCCAGCAUGAGGAUGGCUUUACGCUCGCAAGUAGAAAAGGCAAGUGCGCAGUCGUGCAAGGCAUGUUCGGCUGCGGUCCCAAGAUCAACGACCCGACUGUUUUUGCCAGCGAUGGCAGCUCGUUGAGCUUCAAUGGCAGCACCACUUUCUAUGCCAAAGGCGAGCCUACGAAGUGGGACAAGGUCGUCAUACACGUGGACGAUGUCAACGGAAGCCUUGGUACCGAACUGGAGGUCGAGUGGCAGGCUGCAUAG